UUCUAGAUCUACUUGCGUACAGAAAAAGGACGAAAAUAUGGACGGAGAUGUAGACGGUUUAGAUGAACUAUUCGAAGAAAAUGAGAAUGCUAACGAAGAGCAAAAUGCAGAAAAUAAAGAUAGAAAUGAACCUCAAGUCGUUCCUGCCCCAAAACGAAUUGUGAAGCACCCUCGACUGAAAUUUAACGCGGAAAGAUUGUGUGGCGAACGAGGUAUACCUGUUGUAGUGAAACAUUUCAAAGAUGUAAAAUUUAAAGGACCUGGACAUGAAGAAGAAGAUCUUGAUAAGCUUCUAGCUAAACUUGAACAUUGGGCUCAUCGACUUUUCCCAAGCAUGAAGCUGGAAGAUUGUCUCCACCAGAUUGAAAAACUGGGAAAAAAGAGACCUGUUCAGACAUGUCUGCGUAAAAUAAGGCUGGAUAUGCCAGUUUUAAAAAGUGAUUUUGUCCAAUCAGAUGAGGAAAAAGAUGAAACUCAACGUAUGUCAGACCCAGAGAUUCAACCACAAGAUGCAUUUGAUAGUCUUCUUGAGGAUCGGCAAGUAAUGCAAGAUGAAAUACCUGUUUCUACUCCAAUGUAUAAUGCACCAAAAGGCCACAUACUUGGUACUUCAUCUGGUUCUAGUUUAACUGAAGAACAGAAAAAAAGGAUGGAAUAUAAUAAAAUGUUAGCAGCUGAAAGACGCAGAGCAAGAUUAGCUGCUGCUAAUGCAGUUUUUCAGAAUGAUGCACUUAUAUCUUCUCCAGUGCAGGUCCGAGAACUAUCACAUGAAGACAAAAAUCCACAACCAGAGUUUGAUAAACUUUUGAGUUCUGAUACUAGGAUGGAAGCUGAUAACCAAAUUGAACACCAAGUGGUUAUUAAUGAGGUCAGUGAUAUAGAUCGUGAUUGUGAUGAUUUAAUUACUUCUAACUGUGGAGAAAAUUCAUAUAAAUUAAGAAAAGAUAUUGAUAUGAAUUCUGAGAAAUUAGGGCUUGAUUCCUUACUAGAUUUAGUGGAUGAAGAUGAGACAAAGAAAUUGACUGAAGGCCCACUAGGAAGCUCAGUUACUUUAACUUGUGAUGUUAAUGCAGGUCCUUCUCAGUGCAGUAGUAUGUCUGAUAAAUUAUUUACUGCUAAUAAAAAAAGAUCAUUACAUGGUACAUUGAUUGAAAGCACCUUUAAUGUAAACCAAAACGAUGAUAGUAAAAUUACACCUACACAAAUGUUUAGUCAGAAUGGAGGUAAUGAAUUUUCAAGUUCUCAGAUUUUAAUUGAUAAAGUGAAUACAGUGUCUGAAAACUAUGAUAAACCGUUGGAUACUGAUAAUAUGGUGUUGAAUCACAAUGUGAAUGAUGCAUGGAAUAUGAGAGUAUUUUGAAUUCUGUUGAUGAAACUGAAAAGAAUUGUGCACAAGAUAAUUACUUAAUUGCCAAGAAUGAAAAUGGUGUAUUCAGUGACUAUAAUAAUAAAGCAGUUGCAGAUGAUCAAAAGCACUCUAGUGGAAAGUUGUGUAUUUAAAUUCUGAUAUAUUAGAACUUAAUGAAUUAUUGAACUUAGUAGAUGAUGAGAAGCAGACAUCAUCUAAUGAAAAUGUGUAAAUCACUUAAAAAUUGCAUUUCCUUUAUCUAUGUUGUUAAUGAAGGCCAAACUGUACUGUUCCAAAUAAAAGUAUGUUCAUAUCAAA
Stegodyphus dumicola is the source of this 1666-nucleotide messenger RNA. RefSeq lists its product as uncharacterized. The record is from RefSeq and is a predicted model, not a curated record. Gene Ontology annotation, molecular function: DNA binding. NCBI's taxonomy places the organism in Eukaryota, Metazoa, Arthropoda, Arachnida, Araneae, Eresidae. Gene Ontology annotation, biological process: DNA damage response; replication fork processing; replication fork arrest. Gene Ontology annotation, cellular component: nucleus; replication fork protection complex.